Penicillium verhagenii is the source of this 861-nucleotide messenger RNA. Its product is annotated as mitochondrial 54S ribosomal protein uL4m. Gene Ontology annotation, molecular function: structural constituent of ribosome. Lineage: Eukaryota; Fungi; Ascomycota; Eurotiomycetes; Eurotiales; Aspergillaceae. The record is from RefSeq and is a predicted model, not a curated record. Gene Ontology annotation, biological process: translation. The transcript is spliced from 2 exons. Bases 1 to 861 code for a protein of 286 amino acids. Gene Ontology annotation, cellular component: ribosome.
AUGCCCGGUUGCGAAGUCCUUAGGUCCCUGAGACUGCUGUCACGCAGUUCAGGUGGUCUUUUGUCCGGAUCCGAGAAUGUCACACGACGAUGCCUUUCUCGAUCCAUGGCCACAGAAGCCCAAGUCAAUGCCUCCGCUUCCGACCUCACCCGCUCCUCGCCCGCUCCCUGGGACCUCCCUGUCUCAGUCAUGACCUACAACUUCCCUUCUAUGGAGCCCGCUAGCUUGGUGGAAUACUCCCAAAAACAACUUCAGAUGCCAAUGCGCAAAGACAUUCUUCACCGCGCAAUUGUAUACGAGGGUGACAUGACCCGACAGGGUACCGCCAGCACCAAAUGGAGGGACGACGUGGCCGGUAGCCACAGGAAACUCAUUACACAGAAGGGUUCGGGACGUGCUCGUGUGGGUGACAAGCAGUCACCAAUCCGAAGGGGUGGUGGUGUUGCCCACGGUCCUCAUCCCCGCGAUUUUUCGACCGAUUUGCCCGCCAAAGUUUACGAUCAAGCCUGGCGCACAGCUCUUAGCUACCGGUUCUCGCGCGGAGAAUUGAUCGUCAUUGACAACACUAUUUCUCUCCCCCGGGAUUCGACACCACACUUGCUGCAAAACAUUCUCCUGCAAAACGGCUGGAGUACCAAGAAAGGCCGAUCGACAUUUAUCACAGAGAAGGUGAACGAAGAGUUGUUUGACAAGGUGUCGAAGCUGCACCGCUUUGCGACUAUUAUGGACCGCAGUGAUGUGGAUGUCAAGAAUCUGCUGGAGACUUCUCGUUUGAUUAUUGAGAAGACCGCAUUGAACAAGAUCCUGAAGGAGCACUCACGGGAUUUGUUGAGCCGCCCGGCGAAGGCAACCUACGUUUGA